GCGACUGCGCCUGCGCGGAUAGUCAUGCUGUCAACCAGGCGCCUGGGUCUGGUCUUGCUACCGCUGAUCCGUCUCCGGAGGUGGCCAGGGUUCCGGACCUGUCCAUUCCUGCGCUGCCUUGGGCAAGAGCCCUUCGAGAGAGCCCGGUUAUUGUGUUGCAAAUUCUCGCCUAGAGACGCGCGAGAUGAGGAAGGAGAGCGCGAGGCGGCACAGAGGAAAGCCCCAGACGCAAAGUCGCCUCCAUCUCUCCCUCCGCGCGUCCGGGGACUUGGGACCAGAUGUCUUUCGUCACUGGAAAGCCUCAGACUACCGACGCCGCUAAAGGAGUCACCCCCUCGAGAGCGCGAGGGCUCGAGUGAAGACCAGGGCCAGUCGGAUCCCGCACACCAGGGAUCCGAGGGUCCCUCACUGCCCGCCUUGGCCCGGUCUGCCACCAAGGAUGACGAACUUCAUGCCUCCUCUUCCUGGUCAACUACCCGAGAGGUGCCUUUUCGGGCUGGGGAGCUGAUUUUAGCUGAGACCGGGAAGAGAGAAACACAAUUUAAAAAAUUAUUUAGGUUGAGCAACGCCGGACACUUAAAUAGUAGCUGGGGGGCAGUCCCGUUCAGCGAGAUCGUGGGGAAGUUCCCCGGCCAGAUACUGAGGAGUUCCUCUGGUAAGCACUUCAUGCUGAGGAGGCCAGCAUUGGAAGACUAUGUAUUACUGAUGCAAAGAGGGCCUGCCAUAACAUGUCCUAAGGAUAUGAAUAUGAUACUGUCGAUGAUGAAUAUCCACCCAGGUGAUACUGUUUUGGAAGCUGGCUCGGGCUCUGGUGGAAUGAGCUUGUUUUUAUCCAAAGCAGUUGGAUCACAAGGACGAGUCAUAAGUUUUGAAAUUAGAAAAGACCACCAUGAACUGGCUAAGAAGAAUUACAAACACUGGCGUGAUUCAUGGAAAAUGAGUCAUGUAGAAGAGUGGCCAGACAACGUGGAUUUUAUUCAUAAGGAUAUUUUAGGAGCAACUGAAGACAUAAAAUCUUUAACAUUUGAUUCGGUAGCUUUGGAUAUGUUGAAUCCUCAAGUUGCUUUGCCUGUUUUAUACCCAAAUCUUAAACAGGGUGGUGUAUGUGCUGUAUAUCUAGCAAACAUCACACAGGUUAUUGAACUUUUAGAUGGAAUUCGCAUCUGUGAACUUGCCCUCUCAUGUGAAAAGAUAAGUGAAGUUAUUGUCAGAGAUUGGUUGGUUUGCCUUGCAAAACAGAAAAAUGGAAUUUUACCUCAAAAAGUGGAACCUAAAAUCAACAGAGAUUUGCAAUUACAUUCUCAAAAGAAAAUUAGAAUUGAAGGUGAGAUGUUUCGAGAAGAUGACCAUGAAGAAUCACAUUCUGAUUUUCCCUAUGGAUCAUUUCCCUAUAUUGCUAGACCUAUACACUGGCAAACUGGUCAUACAGAUCCUAAGGUCCAAGCAAAUCGAAGGCAAUUAUGGAGUUGAGGGUGGGGGAGUGCUACAAACUCCAUAGAAAGAGGAAUGAGUGAUAAAUCGAGCCUUGAGACUUGUGUUAAGAACGUUUUGCUACUUCCCGUCCACCUCAUCUGGGAGACAGCUGGAGGUCUCAUCUGCAUCUUUUUUUUUCCCCCC
Molecule: messenger RNA, 1617 nt
Organism: Kogia breviceps (pygmy sperm whale)
Lineage: Eukaryota; Metazoa; Chordata; Mammalia; Artiodactyla; Physeteridae
Source: RefSeq, a predicted model, not a curated record